Molecule: messenger RNA, 537 nt
Organism: Penicillium argentinense
Lineage: Eukaryota; Fungi; Ascomycota; Eurotiomycetes; Eurotiales; Aspergillaceae
Exons: 3
Coding region: 1-537 (178 amino acids)
Source: RefSeq, a predicted model, not a curated record
AUGGGUCGCUACGGAGCCCUCGGCGCAACCUUCCAAAUCGCGCGCCUCUUCCAGGCCUGCUCGCUCAUCGCGAUCAUCGGCAUGACUGCCAAGUUCAUUUCCUCUAUUGUUUCGCAGAAUGCGACCCCGCCUAAUAUCCUGAUUGCGACAAUUACAGUGACAACCAUCGCCGUCAUCUACUGCAUAAUCUCCGCAAUCCUCUUCAUCGACGACAUCCUCCCCUUCCUGCCCAGCGCAAUCGCCGACUUCCUCGUUCUCAUCGCCCUAAUCGUCGUCGCAGUCGUCAUGGGUAAACCCCUCUCCUACCUGAAGUGCUCAACAUUGGCCGAGCUGGGCUACAAGGACGCGACAGUUUAUGCAUUCUCGUCGAAGCUGUCGAGCUACAUCGCAACGAUCAGCGGGAGGAUUGAUUACUCGUCAUGGAUCGGAGCUUCGAAGGCGAUUUGUCUUGAGACGAAGGCUAUUUGGGGGUUGAGCAUUGCUUUGUGCGCUUGCUUGUGGCGGCAGAAGAAGGCUAUUAUUGCUGCGGACAAGUAA